Nycticebus coucang (slow loris) is the source of this 2354-nucleotide messenger RNA. It is a transcript of the gene SELENOO, whose product is annotated as selenoprotein O. The transcript has 9 exons. NCBI's taxonomy places the organism in Eukaryota, Metazoa, Chordata, Mammalia, Primates, Lorisidae. The record is from RefSeq and is a predicted model, not a curated record.
GGGCGGGGCGGAGCUUCCGGAACGAGUGGCACCGCGAAUGGCCGCGCAUGGGGCUCCGCUCCGGGCUUCGCUCGCCGCCGCUCGCGCCUCGUCGCUGCCUCUAGGCCUCCGCCGUCCGUCGUGCGCGCCCUGCUCGACCUCGGCCGCGGCCCGCGGUGACGCCAUGGAGGCCGCUCCGCGCUGGCUGGCGGGUCUGCGCUUCGACAACCGCGCCCUGCGCGCGCUGCCGGUAGAGGCGCCGCCGCCGGGCCCUGAGGACGCCGCGUCCGCCCCGCGGCCCGUGCCGGGGGCCUGCUUCAGCCGCGUGCGGCCCGCCCCGCUGCGGGAGCCGCGCCUCGUGGCGCUGUCGGAGCCAGCGCUGGCGCUGCUGGGCCUGGGUGCACCGCCGGCCGUCGCCGCCCGCGAGGCGGAGGCCGAGGCCGCGCUCUUUUUCAGCGGCAACGCGCUGCUGCCGGGCGCCGAGCCGGCCGCACACUGCUACUGCGGACACCAGUUCGGCCAGUUCGCCGGGCAGCUGGGCGACGGCGCUGCCAUGUACCUGGGCGAGGUGUGCACGGCUGCCGGCGAGCGCUGGGAGCUGCAGCUCAAGGGCGCGGGCCCCACGCCCUUCUCCAGGCAGGCGGACGGCCGCAAGGUCCUGCGGUCCAGCAUCCGAGAGUUCCUAUGCAGCGAGGCCAUGUUCCACCUGGGCAUCCCCACCACGCGGGCGGGGGCCUGCGUCACAUCUGAGUCCACAGUGGUGCGCGAUGUGUUCUAUGAUGGUAAUCCCAAAUAUGAAAAAUGCACAGUUGUGUUGCGUAUAGCUUCUACUUUCUUAAGGUUUGGGUCCUUUGAGAUUUUUAAGCCCACAGACGAGCACACAGGGCGCACCGGCCCCAGCGUGGGGAGGAAUGACAUCCGGGUGCAGAUGCUGGACUAUGCAGUCAGCUCUUUCUACCCUGACAUCCAAGCUGCCCACGCCAGUGACAGUGUGCAAAGGAACGCAGCCUUCUUCCGGGAGGUGACACGGCGCACGGCUCGCAUGGUGGCCGAGUGGCAGUGUGUCGGCUUCUGCCAUGGCGUGCUCAACACUGACAACAUGAGCAUCGUGGGGCUCACUCUCGACUAUGGGCCCUUCGGCUUCCUGGACAGGUAUGACCCCGACCACGUGUGCAAUGCCUCCGACACUGCUGGGCGCUACGCAUACAGCAAGCAGCCUGCAGUAUGCAAGUGGAACUUGCAGAAGCUGGCCGAGGCCCUGGAGCCUGAGCUGCCCCUGGAGCUGGGCGAGGCCAUUGUGGCUGAGGAGUACGACGCUGAGUUCCAGAGGCACUACCUGCAAAAGAUGCGCCGGAAGCUGGGCCUCGUGGGGGUGGAGCAGGAGGAAGAUGUGGUGCUGGUGGCCCAGCUCCUGGAGACGAUGCACCUGACUGGUGCUGACUUCACCAAUACCUUCUACUCACUGAGCUCCUUCCCGGCUGAGCGGGAGUCACCAGGCCUGGAGGAGUUCCUGGCUGUGCUCACCGCACAAUGUGCCUCCCUGGAGGAGCUGAGACUUACCUUCCGACCCCAGAUGGAUCCCCGGCAGGUCUCCAUGAUGCUUAUGCUGGCGCAGUCAAACCCACAGCUGUUUGCACUCAUGGGCACACGGGCAAACAUCACGAGAGAGCUUGAGCGUGUGGAGCAGCAGGCUCGGCUGGAGCAGCUAAGCCCAGACGAGCUGCAGAGCCGCAACAGGGAACACUGGUCUGGCUGGCUUCAGCAGUACAGAGCUCGGCUGGACAAGGACAUGGAGUGUAUUGGGGACAUGGCCACCUGGCAGGCUGAGCACAAGCGUGUGAUGCGUGCCAACAACCCCAAGUACGUGCUGAGAAACUACAUUGCACAGACCGCCAUCGAGGCUGCCGAGGGUGGAGACUUCUCAGAGGUACAGCGUGUGCUGAAGCUGCUGGAGACCCCUUAUGACAACGAGGGGCAGGCAGCUGCAGAGCCCAAAGAUGGCAACAGGGCAGCCAGCAGGAGACUCUCCUACAGCAGCAAGCCCCCACUCUGGGCGGCAGAACUGUGUGUGACAUGAUCUUCAUAACUGCCUCGGGGGCUCCAGGCUCCUGGAGCCUCCGAGGCCCUCAAAUGCUGCGGAGUCACGAGAUGGCACCAGGCUACCCACCUUGCCCAUCUCUCUGUGACGGCAGAGUCGCCCAGUCAGGACCUGACCCGUCUCUGUCUGACAUCAGCUCAACAGCAUGGCCCAGUGAGCUCCCUGUGAGGAGAGCUCAGCCUUGUGUGGGGAAAGGCAGGGCCGGUCUCACCAACCAAAUGGCUCCUCCAGCCCCACCAUGUGUAUCUCCCAGGUCCCUAAAUAAACCACCAGCUUC